GGGUCCUGGGUUUUGCAGAUGUACCUCGCCUCGCUGGGUGUGAUUGAAAGCAACGUGAGGGUGUGGCGGUGUGUCUAUAAAACGAAACGAUCAGAAGGAAGCAAUGGCGGCGGCUUAUUGCUCUGAUUCGGGGGAAGAAUACUCUUCUGGAGAAAGUGGAGAGUCGGACAGUGACGGAAGCUCAGAUGAAAAAACAGAUUUUCAGCGAUCAAAUGCAUGACACAAGUAUGCAUUCCUCGCCGGUGACGGGAGCAAUCCUCCACACUCCCAUAUUUCAGCUUCACGGGAAAAAGCCCUGCAAGUUUUACAACGGCCGCGGCUGCAAAGACGGCGACAGGUGCUCUUACUUGCACUUCUGCAAGUACGCCCUCACCGGAGGUUGUCGCCGCGGGUCACAGUGUAAGCUGAACCACCCCGGGGCUGCAAGAGAGUCCUCCUCGGACCGAUCGACGUCUGCUGCGCCAAAGCUCACCAAUGGCCGGUGCUUCCAAUGGCAGCUCAACGACGGAAACGGCUGGUUGGAUGUUGCUAAUGAUCACAUCCUCGAGGCCCAGUACUCGCUGCCGCACACCCAGAGCAUCAAAAUCUUCAACACCUCUUACGGGGCAGUGAGCAUCGACUUCAACAGGAUGAGGGUGUCAGGAAAGAGCCUUCGGGUGAGACGCUUGGACGACGGGCGCACGGUGUGGCUCUGGUACUGCACUCUGGGUCGGAAGUGGAUCAAGUACGGAGACGAGGAUCCAAAGGGCGUCCCCGGUCCGGUGAAGAACUCCGACAUAGAGAAAAAGUUCCAGAGCAACCCGGCGAGCUCGUACACCUUCGCCAUCGGUGCCGAUACCUUCGAGAUCAAGUUCGCAGAAAUGCGACAGGUGACGGCAGCGAGAAAGAGGAAAGUCGCACGCCGACCGCAGUACCGCCAGCAGCCGGCAGGAGUUCCUCAGGUGGCCUCGGCCCUCCAGAAUCUCGCCCUGGACACGGAGCCCCGGUGGCAGUUCGAGGGAGACCGGGGAGCGUGGCACGACUUCAAGCGCAGGAGCGGCACUCCGAACGAAUGCUCCGUGACCAGUGACGAGAUCGAGAGGAAGUUCACGCAGAACCCCGACGACGGCAUGACCUUCAAAGUGGGCCGCUACUCCUACAAGCUGGACUUUCAAGCGAUGAUCCAGACUAACCUCAAGAACAAGAACGAGCGCAGGAUCCGGCGUGUGCUGGUGUGAACGCUUCUCAAGAAGAAAGUCGUGCAAAACAAUCAUCAUCUUACGAUCAAUCUUCAGUUUGUGUUUGAGGAAUACUUGUACUGUUGUUUCUACAAUGGCAUUUUUAUGGAAUAGUUUGUAUUGUGUUUAUAUUAUCAAAAUGUAAUAAAAAUAAUAUAUAUGUAUAUGAGAGGA
Messenger RNA from Gasterosteus aculeatus aculeatus (three-spined stickleback), 1391 nucleotides. RefSeq lists its product as uncharacterized. Gene Ontology annotation, molecular function: NAD+ poly-ADP-ribosyltransferase activity; metal ion binding. Gene Ontology annotation, cellular component: nucleus. Lineage: Eukaryota; Metazoa; Chordata; Actinopteri; Perciformes; Gasterosteidae. The record is from RefSeq and is a predicted model, not a curated record.